AUGAACUUGUUAAAGUCCGCAUCUCCUGUGCAUACACAUACGCUUGAAGAGCGUUCAGCACCAGCUUCCGAAGCGGCAUACGCAAGCCCGAUCCAUGGACAAGACGUAUCUGACUCAGCCUCUGAAUUAGAAGCUUCACAUAUUUCAGAUGCUUCUCAGCCAGCGGCGCCUACUGCCUCCAAGCAACCAACUCCUGAUGAUCACGAAGAAGAACAUGAUCCUCACUUCACGGGUGAUCUAAUGGAAAACCAGCGAAGAGAAGUCAAAUCCCAUACAUUCGACUCUCAGGACGAGAAUAUGCGCGCUCAAAACAGUUUGUUGCCAGAGAGUUUCUACCGGACAUUCUACGAAACCUCAGCCACUCUGAGUCGCUAUGUGACUGUCAAUACCCACGUGAAGCAUCGUAAGAGGAAGGAUCUAAAGAUGGAUGAUCACAACGCCUUCCAGGCUGUUGCUGUUUUCUCCCUUGACCAGAACAUGUUCCUGGAGGAAAUCGAGAGGCACCUCGUAUGGAAUCAAAAGAAGAUCCCAUCUGCAUAUAUAUCGGUUUUCAACGGUAUCGGUCAUGCAGAGAGACAGGCAAAUUUUCAUUACGAGAGGAGUCAGCGCAUCGGACAGCGUGUAAGCAUCGCCAAAAUGCAUACUAAGGGCCUCGUUCCUGCCACUAUACGGGCAGAGUGCGAAACAACUGUCAAAGUUUUCACCAAAAGCCUCGUUCUGGGAGAGAGCGUGAAGAUCAAAAAGUACUCUCGACAUGUCGACAUUCCCGUUUGGAUCCAUCAGAAAGCAAUGGAUCGAUAUUACCGUACUAUCACACCUGAGCAGUUGAAGAAAUCCGGUGCGGAUAUGUGGAUAUCCAUCACGGAACUUCGCAAGUCGAACCUCAAGGUGGCGGAGCCCAAAUUCAACAAGAGCAGAGAUGUAAUCUGCGCUCAAGGACACGACUACGAGUGGCUCUGUUGCGGCGGUAUUCUCGAAUCGAGAGUUACGGGAGUCUGGCCCUGGGAUGGCAAGCAAAGCCACAUGAUUGACCCUGGUUAUCCGGUCCGAAGUGUUGAACAUAGUGGCCAGCCUUGGGUCUGGGACUGGAACAAGAAGAUGUGGCUUCCAGACUUGUUCUCGGCCUCUGCUGCUCAGGGUGAGUGUUUCAACACCAAGCGCCAGCGUACUAAUCAUGAGCCGGCCGAUGAUAAGAAUAAGAAGACGGCAGUUUGUGAGUGCUCCAAAGCACGCCCGCUGCUCUCAAUGAGCAACAUUCAGUCAGAUGAUUCAGAGCCUAUCUAUCCUGGACCUACAACAAAGCUCUGA
This is a messenger RNA of Bipolaris oryzae ATCC 44560, 1308 nucleotides long. RefSeq lists its product as uncharacterized. The record is from RefSeq and is a predicted model, not a curated record. Lineage: Eukaryota; Fungi; Ascomycota; Dothideomycetes; Pleosporales; Pleosporaceae. The transcript has 3 exons. Bases 1 to 1308 code for a protein of 435 amino acids.